Molecule: messenger RNA, 888 nt
Organism: Centruroides sculpturatus (bark scorpion)
Lineage: Eukaryota; Metazoa; Arthropoda; Arachnida; Scorpiones; Buthidae
Exons: 6
Coding region: 1-888 (295 amino acids)
Biological process (GO): sodium ion transmembrane transport
Cellular component (GO): membrane
Molecular function (GO): ligand-gated sodium channel activity
Source: RefSeq, a predicted model, not a curated record
AUGAAACACGAAGCUAACAUGAUACUUCCCAGCGUAACCGUCUGUAACAACAACAGAUACAAGAGGAGCAAAUAUUGUCCGGAAAAUAUAAGAAAUUGUCAAAUGAACAUCAACGAAAGUUUUUCUUCUCGAUGUUCUUAUAUUUGCAAGACAUUGAAUUCUCAUCGGCUUUCGACACACAAUGCUUUGAAAUUUUGUAGUGUUUGUAAUCGUUCUCAAUUGAUACUCUAUGGUCACAGCUUUCACUCUUUGGUUCGAAAACUCGAGAUAAUACAAGCCGAUAACCAUUCUUACGAACUGAUGGAUGAUUUUCUUCACGUUACAUUAUCUCAAGGUUCUACUUGUCAAAGGAACUGCUACGUAUUGAAUUCCGUAGUAGAUAAAAUGAACUUCACGUUAAAAAAUGCUUCUUUACGAACAGAAACGCGCCAAAUUAUGAAAUUAUUCCUUGAUCUGGAACCGGAAGAGUACAUUGACCCGACAGAGAGAGUGGAAGCGGAGAUAGCCGUUCAUUCACCAUUCGAGAUAGUGAAUCCUUUUAUAAAAGGGUUUAGAGCCAAACCUGGUUACGUUAAUUACGUUAAUUUAAAUGUGUUUCAAAAAACUCUGUUACCAUCACCCUAUUCUACAAACUGCAUCAACUAUUUACAAAAAUGGAAGGAAGAAGGAAGAGUAGGACCAUAUACGUGGGAGGUAGGUACCAUAUCAUUUACAGGAUCCAAACAACACGACAGCCGGAUGGCCGAGCAAUCAGGGUUGCAAUGUACAGUACAGUACCACUCUGAGGGAUCUGCAAUUGAAAAACUCCAGGAAUUUUUCCAGAGAUGGUUCCUCACAGGCUGUCUCAUUUUGAGCCCGAUCGAACCCAUAAUGGGCUUACUUAAAUGA